Corylus avellana is the source of this 524-nucleotide messenger RNA. RefSeq names its product Photosystem II 5 kD protein. Lineage: Eukaryota; Viridiplantae; Streptophyta; Magnoliopsida; Fagales; Betulaceae. The record is from RefSeq and is a predicted model, not a curated record.
UUUAACUAGCGACCAAGACCCUCUUCUCAUAUGUGCUUGUGAGAGAAGGAUUGCUUGACAGCAAAAGAUAGCAAAAUCAGGCUGCAGAGAUGGCUUCCAUGACCAUGACUGCUUCAUUCCUAGGCGGAGCAACCUCAACUGUGACCAAAACUCCUUCCGUCAGCGGCGCUCGCCGGGGCCUCGUUGUGGCCUCAAGAGCCACAGAAGGAGAGAAAACCAGCUCGGAAGAGCGCAGCAGUGGGAGGAGGGACUUGGUCUUUGCCGCCGCGGCAGCUGCCACGGCAUUCUCAGUUGCCAAGCUUGCCAUUGCUGUUGAAGAGCCAAAGAAUGGGACCCCAGAAGCCAAGAAGAAGUAUGCACCUGUUUGUGUCACAAUGCCCACCGCACGUAUCUGUCGCAAGUGAGAAGGGUGUUUGAUUUUUCUUUGUUUAUUGUUUAUGAUUAGUCUAAGGGAAAUAUGUAAAAGAUGUGACUCUUAUGCACAUUUGUAUCCUUCUCAUUGGAAUACAGUCCUGUUCAUCUAA